Messenger RNA from Penicillium coprophilum, 276 nucleotides. RefSeq lists its product as uncharacterized. The transcript has a single exon. NCBI's taxonomy places the organism in Eukaryota, Fungi, Ascomycota, Eurotiomycetes, Eurotiales, Aspergillaceae. The coding region runs from base 1 to 276 and encodes 91 amino acids. The record is from RefSeq and is a predicted model, not a curated record.
AUGGCACUGUCAGCUUCAUUCAAGACAUUCCUACUGCAUUGCAGUACCUCCAUCGGGCAACGACUCGAAGCAGCCCCCUUCCAGACCUUCCUCAUCUUAGCCUCUAUCUGGAUGCUCUCUAUCCCGACUAUCGUCUUUCUGAUGACUCGGUUUUGGCCCUCUUUCAAUUCCAAACAUGCCAACCCUCAGCUGCGAUGCCGCUCUUGCGGAAGCACCGAUGUUACUGAGACACCUGCGGGGACCUCAGUUCCAACCCCGAGUGAGAAAAGGGAGUGA